Molecule: messenger RNA, 863 nt
Organism: Suillus paluster
Lineage: Eukaryota; Fungi; Basidiomycota; Agaricomycetes; Boletales; Suillaceae
Exons: 4
Coding region: 183-722 (179 amino acids)
Biological process (GO): glycerol catabolic process
Cellular component (GO): cytosol
Molecular function (GO): glycerone kinase activity
Source: RefSeq, a predicted model, not a curated record
CAAUAGUGGAGGAAGUCCGUGACGUACUUAGUAGGUAGAAUCAUUCCAACAAGAUCCAAAAGCAAUUGACCGAUCAAUAGCGUCACAGAAGAUUAUUCCAUCUCGUAUCUACUGCGCUCCAUUUAUGACUUCGUUGAACGCACCUGGAAUUUCAACCUCAGUUGUGAACGUAUCCAGGAUUCAUGAACUUAUCAACGGUGAUUCAAGUUCUGGCCGCCUGGUCAGGAAAAGCUGACGAACUAUAUGUCGCUGCAGGCCGCAACAAUGAAGAUGAAAUCGACUUACUCGCGCUCCUGGAUACUCCGACCGAUGCUCAUUCUUGGCUCGAUGUCCACUCAUGGCCCACCGUCAGAGUCACCCCGGUCGAGGAUGAAGCAGAGGCGGAUGCCCUGCUGCGAACCUUCACUUCUUAUCUCAGACUUCAUCUGGCGAGGGUUCAGCUUGGCAAGGUUUGGGUAUAUAACUUACUAAAAUAUCUGUGCUUCGAUAGUUUUCGCAACAUUCUUCGCAGCAUGGUCCAAUGCACUGUACCUGCUCGUCCAGGAGAUAGAACCACUGUUGACGCCUUAGUAUCAUUCUGUGCUGUGCUUUCUCAAGGUGCUGCCAUGGGGGCGAAAGAAGGUGCGGAAACGACUAAGGGAAUGAAAGCACGAUUAGGGCGGGCAUCAUAUGUGGGGGAUGGGGAAGGAGGGGUCGGCGUUCUUCCUGACCCUGGCGCCUAGGGUGUCGCCAGCAUCGUGGACGGAAAGGGUAUAGCUGUAUGAGGAUCACUGGAAGUAUUGUUGUUGCAUACUCAGAAUCCCCUCAAACCCAUCGAAGGAAGAAAGUGGUUCCUUCUAGUACUACAAACGGGUCGGCCCGGC